Molecule: messenger RNA, 2658 nt
Organism: Hevea brasiliensis (rubber tree)
Lineage: Eukaryota; Viridiplantae; Streptophyta; Magnoliopsida; Malpighiales; Euphorbiaceae
Product: cyclic nucleotide-gated ion channel 2
Exons: 8
Coding region: 16-2490 (824 amino acids)
Source: RefSeq, a predicted model, not a curated record
CCAAACUGCAGUGACAUGGAGUGGUCACUGUAUGUGUUACCUUAUUCGUCAUUUGAAGGUGGUGGACCCAGCGCCGUGGUUCACCAGACACAUCAACUCCAACACCCCAUGUUUCGUAUGCGAUUGGCUUUCCACCUCCUGCAGCUCUUCAUGUGCUACGUGACAGACUUCUUCUAUUAUAAUCCCUCCAAAAUCCGCCCCUCUUCACGUUCUCUCCAUUACCGUCUUCUAGCAACUCAACACCCUCCUACCUCUUUCUCUCUGAACUCAUCCUUUCUUCCCUUCUUUUCCUCUUCACCACCUUCUCUCUCCCAUGGUUCCACUCUUCCAAUCAUGCCUUCUCAGCCCAACUUCCACUUCUCUCUCCCAAGGUGGAUUGGACUGCUUUGCCACGGAAACCGCCAUAGUGACAGUAGCGGGAGUAGUGGCGACAACAGCAGCAACAGCAACAACAUCAACAUCGAUGACAAUACCGUCUCUAACUCCAUAGAAUGCUAUGCCUGUACCCAGGUUGGCGUUCCUGUCUUCCACUCCACCAGCUGCGACCAUGCCCACCAGCCCGAAUGGGUGGCCUCUGCCGGCUCAUCUCUUGUCCCUAUUCAAAACCUGCCCGGCCCCAAGAAGAUUCCCCCAUCUCGAGCCCAAUCACGCUUACCCAAAGGCCCCUUCGAAACCAUCCUCGACCCGCGUAGCAAGCGCGUCCAGAAGUGGAACCGCGCGUUCCUUCUGGCACGUGGCAUGGCUCUAGCCAUUGAUCCAUUGUUCUUCUAUGCGUUAUUAAUCGGGAGAGGUGGGGCUCCGUGCCUGUACAUGGAUGGUGGGUUAGCAGCAAUUGUGACUGUUCUUCGCACGUGCGUGGACGCAGUGCAUUUGUGCCACUUGUGGUUGCAGUUUAGGUUAGCGUACGUGUCGCGGGAAUCGCUGGUUGUAGGGUGUGGGAAACUCGUAUGGGACGCACGUGCCAUCGCCUCCCACUACGUGCGGUCGUUGAAGGGGUUCUGGUUCGAUGCGUUCGUGAUACUGCCAGUCCCACAGGCUGUAUUUUGGUUAGUUCUUCCCAAAUUGAUAAGAGAAGAGCAGAUUAAGCUGAUAAUGUCAAUACUUCUAUUGAUCUUCAUGUUCCAAUUUCUCCCUAAAGUGUACCACUGCAUUUACUUGAUGAGAAAAAUGCAGAAGGUUACAGGUUACAUCUUCGGUACUAUUUGGUGGGGUUUUGGACUUAAUCUCAUUGCCUACUUCAUUGCAUCUCAUGUUGCUGGAGGAUGUUGGUAUGUUCUUGCUAUUCAACGCGCUGCUUCUUGCCUCAGGCAGCAGUGUCAAAGAAGACCAAAGUGUGACCUCUCUCUGUCCUGCUCAGAGGAGAUCUGUUAUCAGUUUUUGAUACCUGCAAGCACAAUUGGAAAUCCAUGCGGUGGUAACUUUACUACCACUGUCAAAAAGCCAAUGUGCUUAGAUAUUACAGGGCCAUUCAAGUAUGGCAUUUAUAAAACUGCUCUUCCUGUCAUUUCUAGCAAUUCUCUGGCUGUCAAGAUCCUUUAUCCCAUAUUUUGGGGUUUAAUGACUCUCAGUACCUUUGGCAAUGAUCUGGAACCCACGAGCAAUUGGCUAGAAGUAAUGUUCAGUAUAUGCAUAGUGCUCAGUGGUUUAAUGCUUUUCACUUUAUUGAUUGGGAAUAUCCAGUUGUUUCUGCAUGCUGUCAUGGCAAAGAAGAGGAAAAUGCAGCUGAGAUGCAGAGAUAUGGAAUGGUGGAUGAGGCGGAGACAGUUGCCGUCUCGUUUGAGGCAGAGAGUUCGCCAUUUUGAACGACAAAGAUGGGCAGCCAUGGGAGGAGAUGAUGAGAUGGAAUUAAUCAAGGAUUUACCUGAAGGACUCCGAAGAGAUAUCAAGCGCUACCUUUGCCUAGACCUCAUCAAGAAGGUACCUCUGUUCCACAACUUGGAUGAUCUUAUACUCGACAACAUCUGCGACCGGGUUAGGCCCCUUGUAUUCUCUAAAGAUGAAAAGAUAAUUAGAGAAGGAGACCCUGUGCACAGGGUGGUGUUCAUCAUUCGCGGGCGUAUAAAGAGAAGCCAAAGCCUCAGCAAAGGCAUGGUAGCAACAAGUGUUCUUGAAUCAGGAGGGUUUCUGGGUGAUGAGCUGCUCUCUUGGUGCCUUCGCCGCCCAUUUAUAGACCGGCUUCCAGCCUCAUCUGCUACAUUUGUCUGUGUAGAAUCCACAGAAGCAUUUGGUCUUGAUGCAAACCAUCUUCGUUACAUCACAGAUCAUUUCCGCUACAAAUUUGCCAACGAAAGGCUAAAGCGAACUGCGAGAUAUUACUCAUCGAAUUGGCGAACAUGGGCAGCAGUGAACAUACAAUUUGCUUGGCGGCGCUACAGGACGAGGACUAGAGGUCCGGUGAGUCCUCUUGCAGAAAAUGGAGACUCUGACCGUCGACUACUUCAGUAUGCUGCUAUGUUCAUGUCAAUUAGGCCACAUGACCACCUCGAAUAAGACCAUGUUUAGUUAAUCUUCAUUUCUCUUUGUUGCUUAAUAAAAUAUUGUUCCUUUCUUAGGGGCAAAAUUAGAUUUUUUUUUUUUUGUACGAUGUGAGCAAUUUGAGCAUUGGAAAAUAGACUCAUUCUUCCCAAGUUAAUAAAAAGUUUAUUUUAGUUUCUUUCA